Messenger RNA from Tripterygium wilfordii, 1830 nucleotides. Its product is annotated as glucan endo-1,3-beta-glucosidase 7. Gene Ontology annotation, biological process: carbohydrate metabolic process. Gene Ontology annotation, cellular component: plasma membrane. Bases 103 to 1479 code for a protein of 458 amino acids. Lineage: Eukaryota; Viridiplantae; Streptophyta; Magnoliopsida; Celastrales; Celastraceae. The record is from RefSeq and is a predicted model, not a curated record. Gene Ontology annotation, molecular function: hydrolase activity, hydrolyzing O-glycosyl compounds. The transcript is spliced from 6 exons.
CCAUAUCAUCUUUUUACCGUUAUAUACUGCCUCCCCCACGACCCUCAUUGUUUCUUCUUCUAAUUAUUAAAGCCAGACACACACAGAGCUCACUCUUCCUCCAUGGCUUCUUCACUCCUCUUCUUCCUUUCUUUCCUCUUACAGGUUCUUUGCCUCGCCAAUUCGCAGUCAUUCAUCGGAGUAAACUAUGGCCAAGUCGCCGAUAACCUCCCUCCGCCGUCGACCACGUCGAAGCUCCUGCAGUCGACCAGUAUCGAGAGAAUUAGGCUCUACGGCGCAGAUCCGGCUAUUAUUAAGGCGCUAGCGAACACCGGUAUCGGUAUCGUUAUCGGUGCCGCAAACGGAGAGAUACCGAAUUUGGCGUCCGAUCCGAACUCGGCGACUCAGUGGGUCAACUCGAAUGUUCUGGCUUACUAUCCUUCGAGCAACGUCGCGCUUAUCACCGUUGGCAACGAGGUAUUGAUGUCCAAUGACCAGGCAUUGAUCUCUCAGCUCUUGCCGGCGAUGCAAAAUGUCCAAAGGGCCAUUGCGGCUGCCUCACUCGGCGGGAAAGUUAAGGUCUCCACCGUGCACUCCAUGACCGUUUUGGCUCAGUCCGACCCGCCGUCUUCUGGUUUAUUCAAAACGUCAUAUCAGGACGUGUUGAAGGGAUUAUUACAGUUCCAAAGAGACAAUGGCUCCCCCUUUGCUGUCAACCCGUACCCGUUUUUCGCUUACCAAAGCGAUCCGAGGCCCGAGACCUUGGCUUUUUGCCUUUUCCAACCCAACUCAGGACGAGUCGACUCGGGGAAUGGCAUCAAGUACAUGAACAUGUUCGAUGCUCAGGUUGAUGCUGUACAUUCUGCCCUGAAUGCUAUGGGAUUCAAAGACAUCGAUAUUGUGGUAGCUGAGACCGGUUGGCCUUACAAAGGAGACCCUAAUGAAGUUGGACCCAGUGUAGAGAAUGCAAAGGGAUAUAAUGGAAAUUUAAUUGCUCAUCUUAGAUCAAUGGUCGGUACCCCUCUAAUGCCUGGAAAAUCUGUGGAGACUUAUAUCUUUGCGCUAUAUGAUGAGAAUUUGAAACCUGGUCCUGCCUCUGAGAGGGCAUUUGGACUCUUCAGACCGGACCUUACGAUGACAUAUGAUGCCGGUUUGUCAAAGAGUAGCCAGAAUCAAUCAACUCCAACGGCACCGGUGACACCAGUAGCCCCAAAACCAACAACAACAGGUUGGUGUCUCCCCAAGGCAGAUGUUUCAGAUGCUCAGUUACAGGCAAAUCUAGACUAUGCAUGUAGCCACGGCAUUGAUUGCGGCCCAAUUCAACCAAAUGGGGCCUGUUUUGAACCAAAUAAUGUGCAAUCACAUGCUGCUUAUGCCAUGAACCUCUACUAUCAAACCUCCGACAAGAAUCCAUGGAACUGUGAUUUCUCCCAAACGGCUACAAUCUCUUCUGCAAAUCCGAGCUAUAAUACUUGUAUCUACCCUGGUGGGAGCACCUGAAUCGGCUGAGUUAUUACAUUUGAUAUAUUGAAAUGAGGGAAGGUCAGUGAAUAGCUAAAUAAAGGAGUGCAGGUGUGGUGCCAGUCUUGUGAAUCAAUAUAAGCCUCAAUUGUAAAGGUUUCCACUAAUAUAUAUUCCAGUUCAUAAUGCUAGGGUAGCUUAUAUAAGGUAGCAACUGUAUUGAAGAAACUCCUGUGGUUUCUAUUUAUAUAUGUAUCUGUGUGAUUGCAUCACUGCAAGCUAGCUCUGUACCGUCUUUGUCAGCAAUUAUGCUCCAGACUCCAGAGUAAAUAAAUAGUAUUGCAAGGCUAUUGGGUUGGAAUCCUAAAAUUCUACUGCGAAUUUCUCUUA